This is a messenger RNA of Mastomys coucha (southern multimammate mouse), 755 nucleotides long. It is a transcript of the gene Sh3bgrl3, whose product is annotated as SH3 domain binding glutamate rich protein like 3. The record is from RefSeq and is a predicted model, not a curated record. NCBI's taxonomy places the organism in Eukaryota, Metazoa, Chordata, Mammalia, Rodentia, Muridae. Bases 135 to 416 code for a protein of 93 amino acids. The transcript is spliced from 3 exons. Gene Ontology annotation, cellular component: cytoplasm.
UCCCGAGAGCAGUGACACGCGGGCGGAGCAGGAAGGAAACCGCUCCCAAGCGCGGCGGCAGCGUAGUUCCUAGCCGUGCAGCUGCCGCUCCCACCGCCUCAGUUGGUCUGUGUCCCACGUCUGCCGCCUGCAGCAUGAGUGGCCUGCGCGUCUACAGCACGUCGGUCACCGGCUCUCGUGAAAUCAAGUCCCAGCAGAGUGAGGUGACCCGCAUCCUAGAUGGAAAGAGGAUCCAAUACCAGCUAGUGGACAUCUCUCAGGACAACGCCCUUCGAGAUGAGAUGCGAACCUUGGCUGGCAACCCCAAAGCUACCCCACCUCAGAUUGUCAACGGGAACCACUACUGUGGGGACUAUGAACUCUUCGUGGAGGCUGUGGAGCAGAACACACUGCAAGAGUUCCUGAAGCUGGCCUGAGUCAGGAUGGCCAUAGAAUGCCCAGCUCUUCACCAGGCCUUGGAACCAACUCUUGUCGUUCCUAACCUUCUGACCUUGGAGUCCCUCCCUGCAAACCCAGGCCCUUUCUGUAGCCUCCUCUUCCUCCUUCAGAGGCAACAUUCCUUAUUCACCAACUAGUCUCAAAAGAUUGUCUUAAGCCCUGAUGAUGGCUGUCCCUAGCCAGACCUCAGGGCAUCCUCUCUGCCUGGCCCUGCCUGAUGAGCAUUUCUGUUGCUUCCAUCAGCUGGAGCUCUGCCAAAGGCCCCGCAUCCCCGUCCUAGGAGCAUCCUAGAGACAAUUAAAUGCCCAUUCCUCUGG